Trifolium pratense (red clover) is the source of this 898-nucleotide messenger RNA. RefSeq names its product 40S ribosomal protein S15-4-like. The record is from RefSeq and is a predicted model, not a curated record. Gene Ontology annotation, cellular component: ribosome; cytosolic small ribosomal subunit. NCBI's taxonomy places the organism in Eukaryota, Viridiplantae, Streptophyta, Magnoliopsida, Fabales, Fabaceae. Gene Ontology annotation, molecular function: RNA binding; structural constituent of ribosome. Bases 149 to 613 code for a protein of 154 amino acids. Gene Ontology annotation, biological process: ribosomal small subunit assembly; translation. The transcript is spliced from 3 exons.
AGUGAGGGCUAGGGUUUAUAUAAAAGCGUUUAUAUAAUUGGGCAUAUACAAAAUCCAAUAGAAGUGAGAGGGUUUAUAUAAAAGUGUUUAUAUAAAAUACGAAUUGUCUUACAGGGUGAUCAGCCGCAGGCAAAGAACAACAGCAACAAUGGUGAUGGAAGUCGUUGAGGUCGAUGCUGCAGCCGCCGGAAUCCCAAAGAAGAGAACUUUUAAGAAGUUCAGUUACAGAGGUGUUGAUUUGGAUGCUCUCCUUGACAUGUCCGCUGCUGAUGUCGUCAAGCUCUUCACCGCUCGUCCUCGUAGAAGGUUCCAAAGAGGUCUCACCAGAUUGCCCAUGUCUUUAAUCAAACGGCUUCGCAAAGCGAAAAGGGAGGCACCACCUGGUGAGAAGCCAGAACCUGUUAGGACCCAUCUUCGCAACAUGAUUAUUGUUCCUGAGAUGAUUGGGAGCAUAGUUGGAGUGUACAAUGGGAAGACAUUUAACCAGGUUGAAAUCAAACCUGAGAUGAUUGGGCAUUACCUUGCUGAGUUCUCAAUUUCAUACAAGCCAGUUAAGCAUGGUAGACCCGGUAUUGGUGCUACUCACUCCUCCAGGUUCAUUCCUCUCAAGUGAAUUGCCCUUUGUAGGAGGCCACAGCUUAUUUUGAAGGAAAAACCCAAGAUGAUUAUGUUUCUUAUGUUUAGUGCAUUUUAAUUUGAUUGCUUGGUAAUGACUUAUUUAUAACUUUUCAGCAGUGUCGUUUGGUUUGUUUUGGUCUCUAAACUUUAUCGUGCAAGACACACGCACAAAGUUUUAUCGUAGGUUAUUGAAAUUGACAUUUUAAGUUUUAAAUUGUUGAAAUGUGGCUGAUGUUUAGUCUUUUGAAAAUUUACAUAAGCUUUGGUUUUAUUGUUAUAA